UUCUCACACGGGCCCCCCAGAACAGGAGCUGCUUACUGUGACCACCCCACCCUGGGAGCACCAAGGCAUUUCCUCCUGGGCUGCCAACUGGGGCCCCACCCCCUGCCUGUGAUAACACCCCACGUGCCUGCUCCCCCUCCACAAGCCAGCAGCCACUCCAGGGCUCCCCUGCCCUAUCGUGCCUGCCACCCCCUGAUUCUGCUUCUGGGAUAGUACUCCCUCCCGUUCAAGCUUGCACAUUCUUCCUCCCUCCCAAAUCCCCAUUUGGGCUCCUCCUCUCCCUCCAUUCCACACCCUCUCUCCCAGCCAUCACACCUUGCCUCUGCUCCCUGGCCUGUUCACCCCACACCCUCCCCCCACCGCUAGCCCAGCUUGGCAAGAGAUUUGGGAAACAUUUGGGAAACAUUAGCCAAGUGGCCAUAGAUGUGCAAGUCAGCCAGGGCGUCCUCUGUCCCAGACCCACGAGUGACUGAGUUUGGGGGGAGGGGAGGGGGCAGCCAGUGUCCCAGGGCAGGUAGGGGUAUGGUGGGUGUUGAAGUUGGGAGCAAAGCUCCAGGGAAGCCAAGAAUCUUGGUGGAGUCACCACUGUUCCCUUGUCUGUCUUGCCUGCCCUCCUCUGCCCUCCCUCCCUCAUUCAAACAAGUGGCUCUCCCAAGGAGUUUCUGGAAGCAGCUGUGAGUGGGGAAGUGGGGGCAGGUGGUGGCUGGGUGCUGGCGGCAGGAGUCAGGGAGUAGGGGGAUGGAGUUGGCUGACCCUUCCUGGGCGUGGUCCAGAAAAGUGGCAGAAUGAGCCGAGGACUCGGGGUGCAGAUCCCUUCCCUGGGUGGCCUGGGAGUGGAGCCGUCUGGGGACCCCACGAGUGCCUAGGCUGUAGCCAGAGUUUGGGGGGCAGCGGACGAGGUCUAGGGCAGGGGCUGGGGAUCCCUGUCCUGGGCAGGGGGGCUGCCCCCGCCCCUGGCCUGGCUCCUGCCGCCAGUGGCGCCGGUGAAACGCUGUUGACAUGUCCUGAAUUAUUAAGCGCGGGGUGGGCUCCGGAGCACAUGCUGUGCGGAGCGGCUGGGGCUGCGCGGCGUGGCGGAGCAGCGCUCACUCCCUCGCUCGCCUCGCUCGCUCGCAGGGACACACGCAGGGGCUGACAGCUGUGCUGGUGCUGAUAAGGGAAGCCACAAGGAGACGAUCUAGGAGAGAGACAAGCAGCAGCAGCGGCAGCAGCAGAGGCAGCUCCAGGGCUGCGGAGCUGCUGGGAGUGGGAGUGACUCCCCCACCUCGGGCCCCCACCCUGUCCCUGUCCUCCUCCCGCUUGCCCUGAGUUUAGAAGAGCAGCCGCUGCCACCGCCACCACUCCGGAGGGCACAGGGGGCUGCUGGCCAGGGAGGGACAGGGGCAGGGAGGCUCCGGCCAGUCCCAGCAGCCAGGGACAGAUGCCGAUCGAGAUUGUGUGCAAAAUCAAAUUUGCAGAAGAGGAUGCGAAACCCAAGGAGAAGGAGGCAGGGGAUGAGCAGAGCCUCUUGGGGGCUGCACAGGGGGCAGCAGCCCCCCGGGACCUGGCCACCUUUGCCAGCACCAGCACUCUGCACGGGCUGGGCCGGGCCUGUGGCCCAGGCCCCCACGGACUGCGCAGAACCCUGUGGGCACUGGCCCUACUCACCUCGCUGGCCGCCUUCCUGUACCAGGCUGCUGGCCUGGCCAGGGGCUACCUGACCCGGCCUCACCUGGUGGCUGUGGACCCUGCUGCCCCAGCCCCAGUGGCGGGCUUCCCGGCUGUCACCCUCUGCAACAUCAACCGCUUCCGGCACUCGGCCCUCAGCGACGCCGACAUCUUCCACCUGGCCAAUCUGACAGGGCUGCCCCCCAAAGACCGGGACGGGCACCGUGCUGCUGGCCUGCGCUACCCGGAGCCUGACAUGGUAGACAUCCUCAACCGCACUGGCCACCAGCUUGCCGACAUGCUCAAAAGCUGCAACUUCAGUGGACAUCACUGCUCCGCCAGCAACUUCUCCGUGGUCUAUACUCGCUAUGGGAAGUGUUAUACCUUCAACGCAGAUCCACAGAGUUCACUGCCCAGUCGGGCGGGGGGCAUGGGCAGUGGCCUGGAGAUCAUGUUGGAUAUCCAGCAGGAGGAAUACCUGCCCAUCUGGAGAGAGACAAACGAGACCUCGUUUGAGGCUGGCAUUCGAGUGCAGAUCCAUAGCCAAGAGGAGCCCCCCUACAUCCACCAGUUGGGCUUCGGAGUGUCCCCAGGCUUCCAAACCUUUGUGUCCUGCCAGGAACAGCGGGCAAUGAGACCAUCUGCCCGCCAAAUAUCUACAUCGAGUGUGCCGACCACACACUGGGUCUCACUUGGGCUGCGAGUCACUCAUUCUUUCAUCCAUCCAUCCAUUCCUUCUUCUGCAGACGUUGCAGCUUGGGCUGGUGCUGGAGACUCCUUGGGUGGGGGCUCCGAGGGCCCAUGUGUCUGCCCUACUCCUUGCAACCUGACUCGCUACGGGAAAGAAAUCUCCAUGGUCAGGAUCCCCAACAGGGGCUCAGCCCGGUACCUGGCAAGGAAGUACAACCGCAAUGAGACCUACAUCCGGGAGAACUUCCUGGUCCUCGAUGUCUUUUUUGAAGCCCUGACCUCUGAGGCCAUGGAGCAGCGAGCAGCCUAUGGCCUGUCAGCCCUGCUGGGAGACCUCGGGGGACACAUGGGCCUAUUCAUCGGGGCCAGCAUCCUCACACUACUGGAGAUCCUGGAUUACAUCUAUGAGGUGUCCUGGGACCGCCUGAAGCGGGUGUGGCGUCGGCCCAAGACCCCCCUGCGGACCUCCGCCGGAGGCAUCUCCACGCUGGGGCUUCAGGAGCUGAAGGAGCAGAGUCCAUGCCCCAGCCGGGGCCGUGCUGAGGGCGGGGGAGCCAGCGGCCUGCUCCCCAACCACCAUCACCCUCCUGGCCCCCGAGGAGGCCUCUUUGAAGACUUUGCUUGCUAGGAUGGUGCUGUGUCUAAAAAGACCCAGGAGUCUGGAACCCCUCCCAGGAUCUCCAACAGUCUCCCCCUGCUCCCGGGACACAAGGCCUGGGAGCAGCCCAAGGGGAGAGGGAGAGGGCGGUGCUCACUGGGAGGGUGGGGACUCAGCUCAGGCUUUCACCAGCUCUGGUGCCAGCGGCUUCGCACAAGGGUCCUUCUUGUCCAACCCCCCCCCCCACGCCCAGGCUGCUGCCCAGGGAGGGCUGGAGGGGAGGGAAGGAGUGGAGCGAGGGAGGUGGAAGAAGGGGCCCACCCCAGUAGGUGUGGAACCCCCUGUACAUUUGUAUAUAUUUAGGGAGGACAGGGUGGGGGUGGGGGUACAGAUAUAGAAGGUGGGUGGGGCUAUGGGGGUGGGUGAUUCAGGGACAGCCAGGGUCCCAGCCCUAGAAUGUCAGCAGGAGAGGGAGAACCCCCAGGACUCAGGAGUGCUGGGCUGGUCCUACUUCCUGUCCCUCUCCAGGCCCAGCUCCCCUUUUGGCAGGGGGACUGGGUGGCCCAGCAGGCCUGGCCCAGCUCCCAAUUCCCCCUGCCCCAACCCCACCUCCAGAGUCCCCUCCACAGGGCGCAGGCUGACCCGUUAGACCUUGGCUGAGCUUGGGGGUGGGGAAGGGAGCCUUCUCGAUGGGUCUCUUGGCCUCCGGUCUGGUUUUAUGAAGUGCUGACGAAACAGAAUAAAGAGGCAUAAAGUAUUCUCUGUGUGACUGUAUGACCAAGCUGGGGCAGGGCUGGGCAAAGGCAUGGCUUGGUCCCCAGGAAAAGGAAACCCGGGCUGCAGGCAGCCAGGACAAGGGAACCUCCAUCGUCACCGCCAGCCCUCCCCAUCCCCCCCAGCCACCUUUUGAAAACUCAGAGUCACGAGUCCACAC
Messenger RNA from Ailuropoda melanoleuca (giant panda), 3869 nucleotides. RefSeq names its product acid sensing ion channel subunit family member 4 (gene ASIC4). The record is from RefSeq and is a predicted model, not a curated record. NCBI's taxonomy places the organism in Eukaryota, Metazoa, Chordata, Mammalia, Carnivora, Ursidae. Gene Ontology annotation, biological process: sodium ion transmembrane transport. Gene Ontology annotation, molecular function: ligand-gated sodium channel activity. The transcript has 10 exons. The coding region runs from base 1421 to 2965 and encodes 514 amino acids. Gene Ontology annotation, cellular component: plasma membrane.